GGUAACUUCGAUUACGCGGAGUUAGUCUAGUCAAGUAGUCAAUUUGUAUCUAUAACUUCGAUUCGUUUUGUGCUGGUCUUGUACUCGUAUAAAUUGUUAUUUUCUAAUUAAAUUGUCGAUCAAAUGGCUCCUCAAGGUAUCGGGAACUCGGUGCAGCAGGAGGCGACCAACGGCGUCGGCGGCGCCCACGAGGACAUCCGCGUGCUCGACGGUGGAUUCGCCACGCAAUUGAGUUGCCACGUCCAGCAGCCCAUCGACGGGGACGUCCUGUGGAGCGCCAGAUUCCUGGCAACCGAUCCGGAGGCGGUCAUCGACACCCACCUGGACUUUCUCAGAGCUCGAGCCGAAGUGAUCAUCACCAACACCUACCAAGCCGACGUCGAUCUCUUCGCCACUCACCUGAAUAUGACCAAAGAAGAGGGCUACAACCUCAUCAAAAAAUCCGUCGAACUGGCCAAACUGGCCGUAGAGAGGUACUUAGAAGAAUUUUCCGACGCGCGCAAGCCUCUUAUCGCAGGCUCCGUAGGUCCCUACGGCGCCUCGCUGCACGACGGCUCCGAAUACACCGGUUCCUACGUCAAUACCGUCUCCACGGACACCAUGAAGACCUGGCAUUUGCCCAGGAUAAGAGCGCUGGUGGAAGGUGGCUGCGAUCUGCUGGCCAUCGAGACCAUUCCGAGCGGCGUGGAAGCCGAGAUGCUGGUGAAUCUCCUGCGAGAGGAGUUUCCCGGUACCAAAGCUUGGAUAUCUCUAAGCGUAGGACAAGAUGGAAAGACGACGGCUUGCGGGGAGAAUUUCCAGAGCGUAGCGCGCCGUUGUUACGACAUGAAUCCCGGGCAAAUAGUGGCCGUUGGUUGUAAUUGUACGGCGCCGAGUCUCAUCGAGAGCUUGAUAACGGGCAUAAACGACGACAGGAAACACAAUCCGCGGCCUUUAAUAGUGUAUCCGAACAGCGGGGAAAACUAUGACGUCGAUCUGGGGUGGAUCAACAGGGAAAAAUGCGAACCUGUGGCGACUUUCGUCCACAAAUGGCUGGAUUUGGGAGUGAAGUGGAUAGGCGGAUGUUGUCGCACUUACGCCAUUGAUGUCACGAGGAUAAGGAAGGAGGUGGAGUUGUGGAAAAGCAAGCAUUAAAAUUGCGUGUUUUUGAAUGUUUCAACGUGUGUUUCUCCGCAUUUUUCUGUUAUUUAGUUGUAUGUGUAUAGUUAGGAACAGUGUUGUUAAGUAAUUAAUUACAAGUAAUUGAAAAAGUAAUUGAAUUACUUUUAUUGUAAUUGAGGCGGUAAUUAAUUACAAGAUCCUCAAUUGUAAUUCAUUUGUA
Molecule: messenger RNA, 1321 nt
Organism: Phyllotreta striolata
Lineage: Eukaryota; Metazoa; Arthropoda; Insecta; Coleoptera; Chrysomelidae
Source: the annotation of a GenBank genome assembly